Vicia faba (fava bean) is the source of this 678-nucleotide messenger RNA. The record is from the annotation of a GenBank genome assembly. NCBI's taxonomy places the organism in Eukaryota, Viridiplantae, Streptophyta, Magnoliopsida, Fabales, Fabaceae.
AUGGCUUCUUCUUCUUCUCUCACAAUCUCCCCAAGAAAGCUUCAUUCAGAUUUAUACUCCUUUUCACACCAACAAGAUUCUACCACUCCAUUAGUCAUAAACGUUCUUGCUUCAUUAAUUGAGAGAAACAUGGCUAGAACUAAGAGAAUUGUGAAAAAUUGUUCCAUGUCUUUGUCUAAGGCUAUUAGUACAAACAUCUUUGAUUGUAGAGAGAUCCCAGAUUUGUCAAUUCAAUCUUAUUUAGAGAGAAUUUUUAGGUACACUAAAGCGGGAUCUUCGGUUUAUGUUGUGGCUUAUGUUUAUAUUGAUAGGUUUUGUCAGAUCAAUCCUGGAUUUAGAAUCAAUGCUAGAAAUGUUCAUAGACUUCUCAUUACAACUAUCAUGGUGGCUUCCAAAUAUGUUGAAGACUUGAACUAUAGAAAUUCAUACUUUGGAAGAGUUGGUGGAUUAACAACUAUUGAGCUAAACAAAUUGGAGCUUGAAUUUCUGUUCAUGAUGGGUUUCAAAUUACAUGUAAAUGUGAGUGUUUUUGAGAGUUAUUGUUGUCAUUUAGAGAGAGAAGUUGGAAUAGGGGGAGGGUACCAUAUUGAGAAGACACUAAGGUGUGCAGAAGAAAUUAAAGCAAGACAUAGAAAAGAAAUUAGAGGUUACACACAGAUUCCUCGUGUCAUGUUGUAA